AUGUCGCCGCAAUGCCCCGUUCCUCGAUACUUGAAUCAAAACCAGGAUUCCAAGAUCGAACUGGUUGUUCCUGGAGAUUAUCCUGGGAACUCUCCAAAAGAGAGCCUGAUCUCGGUUGAAGCAACCGCUCGCCUACCCCUACCAGAGAAUGACCCUUCAGGCUCAGUAGAUGAGCUACCAGGUUUGCUACUGGGGGUUAAGUCGAUUGACACGACCACAAAGAUUGAACCACCGGAACAGCUACGAUUGCUGCACGUAUCAAACAAUGACUACGGGAUGGAGUUCAGUGCCUUCCUUGGGCGCGCGCUGGAAGCAUACGGCCUCACUGAGCCGCAUACGCAGAAAACCAUCUUCAAAUUCUUCGAUCGAUUCCUGGAACUUUCUGAGCAAUCCGCUUUUCGCGGCGGACGGUUCAGUCCCGUCCCCGCCUCGACAAAAGUUCGUCUCCCAGCACGCAACGGCAGCAAGGAGGAAGAAGUCCGAGUGACUUUCAUCGCAAUUCCCUACUUCUUACUACACGAUGCACAGCGCCCGCCACAGCGCGCCAUCAUGUCUCGUAAUAAAGUCCACUGGGUCCAACCACUGGUGCAAUCCGGCUACCACCUCGACUCAUCCAUGAUGCGCGAGGACCAGCAGGCGAUUCGACGGCUAUACAGACACAUUAAGCAAGUCAUCCACGUCCCGCAGCUGUGGGUGUUGAGUAUUGGGCACAACUUUGUCGCGACAUGCGCGCCGACGCCGCUGUUUGAUGGCCAGAGGUCACCGUCGGCAUCUCCUUGCAUUGCCCUCCGCGCCAUUGGAGAACAGACGGCUUUCCCACCGACAGUUCGCAUCACGACACCGUGGGGCUUUGUUUUUUGCCUUGAGCUCAGGAAGUGUGGAGUGUGGUCUGGAUUUCUCUAUCAAGUGCAAGUCAUGCUGAGCAGCGUAGCUCCCGAGAAUACCUCAAUAGACACAAGAAAUUGGGUCUACUCACUCGAAGUCGACGGCAGUACAAUAGAUGCCCGCCGCUGGCGCUCACUCUGGGAGGCUCACGGUGACAACAACCCGCUCCUUGCAAUCAUCGCCUCGCCUCCUCCAGAGCACAUCCCGCGCCGCAAAGAGCCCACUGAGCCAACUACAUCACCAAGUAGUUUAUCCGCAGAAACCCCUGAACCACGCUACCCUUCCGGCAUCUCCGACACCCUGAAGAAACUGGACGAGCGGAUGCGAGAGCAUCGCGAACGACGAAGCCGCACAAUAGCGACAACACAGAGCAAGUACGCCGGCGAUGAUGAUGCUGAUGGCCUUCGCAAUCCUUUCUCCCGCCGUUUUCCCAGCUCCGUGAAGCAUCGGGUGCGACGGUACCGCAGCGCAGGGUUCAGAAAUUAUGAUAACGACCAUCCCUACCAGUAUAUCGACCCAUAUUAUUUCCCACCGCAGUUCGUUCUCGAUGCAAUUAGAAACCAAUUCAAGGCAGAGAAGGAGGACGGAGAGAGCCAUGGUCUGGCCCAGGGAGCAAGUGGUGCUGUCGGGGUCGCACAGGCGGACGGCCCCGGCCCCGGCGCUCAGUCGGCCACGAAAAGAGACAAAAAACAAGAGCAAGAAAAGCCACUUCCUGUCUUCAAGUGGUCUAUUGGGAAGAAAGCCUCUGAAGAAGCAUCAUCGAAUUCCGAUGAGGCGGAAUCGACUCGUCGAAUGGAAUCCCUCCUCGCCUACAUACACCGGCACAUGCUCUUCCACACAAACAACAAAAAAUCCUCUUCUUAUUUCCCACAAACGACAAAAGCAUCGACAAAAGUCUUAAACAGAACCUACAACGCCAUCCCUCUGAAAACUAGAUCCAUUGUUGAUUCCCAACUCCUCCACUUACGCGACACCUACACGUAA
Aspergillus nidulans FGSC A4 is the source of this 1869-nucleotide messenger RNA. RefSeq lists its product as uncharacterized. Bases 1 to 1869 code for a protein of 622 amino acids. The record is from RefSeq and is a predicted model, not a curated record. NCBI's taxonomy places the organism in Eukaryota, Fungi, Ascomycota, Eurotiomycetes, Eurotiales, Aspergillaceae. The transcript is spliced from 2 exons.